Bipolaris zeicola 26-R-13 is the source of this 198-nucleotide messenger RNA. RefSeq lists its product as uncharacterized. The transcript has a single exon. The record is from RefSeq and is a predicted model, not a curated record. NCBI's taxonomy places the organism in Eukaryota, Fungi, Ascomycota, Dothideomycetes, Pleosporales, Pleosporaceae. The annotation marks the transcript as partial.
CCUCCUCCCAAGGAUAUCUUGGAAGGGGGUCCUACCAGGUACAUCCGCACUCCGAGGCCUAGACGCAUCCGCGGGGAAAGAAUCAUCAUCGAUCUAGAUGCGAAUCGAUCUACUUUACCUAAUAAUCCCCGUUCCUUCCUCUUUUUGCGCUCCCUGGGGGAAGAAGGUCCCAAGACCUGUCGCAUGAGAAUGACAUGA